CCCUGUGCAAACUUAAACCGUGCAGUUUGUGUGAUCGCACGAUUCAUGCAACCUUAAUGCCCUAAGCACACGUUCGUGAUUGCAAACCCACCACAACCCCAUCAUGUAAACACCACCAUAUAUACAUAUUCAAACAAAUCACAUAUUACUUCAUUCGCCUUCAACACAAAAUAAUAGUCUAAAAAUGGGCGCUUUGAAGGCAUUGAAUGCCGGCUUGUUACUAGUCACUAUGAUGCUUUGGGUCGCUUCAAAAACCUCAGCGGCGGUAGACUGUGUGACUGUGACAACGCUCAUAUCAACGUGCUCUGCUUUCGUGACAUAUGGUACCCCAGACCCGUACCCAGGGUCCCCUUGUUGUGAUGCAGUGGCUAGUCUAAAUAACCUUGGUGACUCUGAUGAAAAUAGGCGCGGUCUAUGUAUGUGCUUGAUGGGCGUUAUCACAAGUUACAAUCCAAAUGCGACUGCCAUUGCUACUUUGCCUGGAUUUUGUGGGGUUUCUCUUGGCUUUACAAUUGAUCCAAACACUGAUUGCAACUAUGUAUGAGUCUGAUUUCUUGGCAAACAUGGUCAACAAUACAAAAGAAGGUUGUUUGGGAUGGUGGAUCCAUUAUUAAAUACUCGUAAUGCAUAAAGUCAUUUUUAGAUUGUUAAAAAGAAGACAAAAAGAAUGUAGCAUCUCAAUCAUGCUCUUUGUCUGUGUUGUAAAAGAAAAACGUCAAAUAAAAAAAAAGAUUUGUUUGUUUUUCGUAUUCACAAAAAGAUUUAUUUGUAAAAGAAAAUGAGAGUGAUAUUUAUAUAACAAAA
Molecule: messenger RNA, 804 nt
Organism: Erigeron canadensis
Lineage: Eukaryota; Viridiplantae; Streptophyta; Magnoliopsida; Asterales; Asteraceae
Product: putative non-specific lipid-transfer protein 14
Exons: 2
Coding region: 185-544 (119 amino acids)
Biological process (GO): lipid transport
Cellular component (GO): membrane
Molecular function (GO): lipid binding
Source: RefSeq, a predicted model, not a curated record